UUUGUCAACUAUAAUAUUUGCAAAUCGUGAACGUAUCUGCACUCAAUGGAUACGAGCAAAAUGCAAAUCAGUUGCAGUUCAACCUAAAAGGAAAACCCAUCAUGUUCGUGCCUCAUCUGUUUCUCUUUUCUAUCCUAAUCAACGCUCUGACGUGUAUGGAAACUCGCAACCUAACAAGACAUGAUAGGCAUGCAAGAGCUCUGCUGUAUCCAAGUCUAACGGAUUUACAGCUUACACUCUGCACAGUAUCGCCUGUUUUCAACAGAAAAUUUGGCCGACUUGCAACGAAUCUUGGUUUUCAACUUAACUUCCGCUUGCCGUGGCAGUUGGUUGAUUUUUACCGACCAACGUAUUGGGCUCGGGCUACAAGCGACAUCAUUACGGGUAGAAUACUUCCCGCAUCGGAAUCGGAAGAACACGGUCGUUAUUAUUACGAAUCUAAUGGUUUAACAGCUGGAAAGCUGUACAAAGCCACGGAAUCGUUUUUGGAAACCAUGGGUUAUCAUCCGGAUUGUUUGGUGAAAAGUGUUUGCGAGCUGGCUCAUACACCAUUCGAUGCCGGUGAGGAGCAUCUAGUGCAGGAGAUCAUUCAUUUUCUAUUAACACCUUCUGUGCAUCGAUCAUUUCACGAAUCAGAAACAAAAUUACGGAAACGCUUCGAGAAGGCUGAGACAGCUGGUCGUCGAAAAGUUGACUGUAACCGAAUGUACUCAAAGUGUCGUCAAUCAAUAAUUAGCUUCGUAACUGCAGUAGAUAUUGGCUAAUAAUUGCAUGAGUCGGUGUUUCGUUUUAUUCUAUUUUAAGAUGCAUUAAAGCAGCAUAGUAGCAUAAACGUGUUUAGC
Aedes albopictus (Asian tiger mosquito) is the source of this 842-nucleotide messenger RNA. RefSeq lists its product as uncharacterized. The transcript is spliced from 3 exons. The record is from RefSeq and is a predicted model, not a curated record. Bases 102 to 764 code for a protein of 220 amino acids. NCBI's taxonomy places the organism in Eukaryota, Metazoa, Arthropoda, Insecta, Diptera, Culicidae.